Messenger RNA from Sinocyclocheilus anshuiensis, 2454 nucleotides. RefSeq names its product extracellular calcium-sensing receptor-like. The record is from RefSeq and is a predicted model, not a curated record. Gene Ontology annotation, biological process: G protein-coupled receptor signaling pathway. Gene Ontology annotation, cellular component: plasma membrane. Lineage: Eukaryota; Metazoa; Chordata; Actinopteri; Cypriniformes; Cyprinidae. Gene Ontology annotation, molecular function: G protein-coupled receptor activity.
AUGCAUCUUUUAUUGACAACGACACUACUGUGUAUUGCCAGGCUUUGUCCUGUUGUGUGUGGGAUUAAUUUAGGCACCUGCAUCCUCCAAGCUGACCCUCAGCCCCCUGCACUUUUCAAGGAUGGAGACUUUGUCAUUGGAGGGGCUUUCACCAUUCAUUACUAUCUGAAGACAGAGAAGCACAUCUACGUUAGACGGCCACGAUCACUUGAGUGCAGUGGCAGCAUGGACUUCAGGGAGCUGCGCUUUGCUCGUGCCUUGCAGUUCGCCAUCCAAGAGAUAAACAACAGCUCUGAUCUUUUACCAGGCAUAACAUUAGGGUACCAUAUAUAUGACUCUUGUGGCUCUGUGCCAAUGGCAGUCAAAGUAGCAUUACAGCUUGCCAACGGACUAGAUCUAAUUUUUAACGACACUGAUUCCUGUGCAAAAUCGGCUGCAGUUCCCGCACUUGUCGGAGAAUCUGGUUCCACACCGUCUAUAAGCACUUCAAGAUUUUUCGGUCCCUUUGGAAUUCCACAGGUGAGUCAUUACGCAACGUGCGCGUGUCUCAGUGACAAGCGGCAGUAUCCUACUUUUUUCAGGACCAUCCCCAGUGAUCACCAUCAAGCGGCAGCACUGGCACGGAUGGUCAAGCACUUCGGAUGGACGUGGAUCGGAGCAGUGCGCAGUGAUUAAAGAGUGGCUGAAGUCAUUCGCAGAUCAACGGCUCGUGUAAUUGUUGCCUUCCUGGCGUCGGGUGAUAUGAGACUUCUUUUAGAAGAGCUGAGCCAGCAGCCGCCUCCCCCGAUGCAGUGGAUUGGCAGUGAGUCGUGGGUUACAGACCCAGAAAUGCUUCGGUAUAAUUUGUGUAUCGGUGUAGUGGGUUUUGCAAUCCCGCGAUCUGUUAUCCCGGGUCUUCGUGAAUUUUUACUUGACCUGUCUCCAGAACAAGCGCUAAAAUUUCCCCUGCUGACAGAAUUCUGGGAAAGCUCAUUCAGCUGUAGUCUAAAAAGGCAGACAGGUUCUUCUGCUGGUAUGCCAGCAUGUGAUGGCACAGAGGACCUGCGCGCUUUACAGAACCCGUACACAGACACGUCCCAGUUGCGCGUCACAAAUAUGGUGUACAAAGCCACAUAUGCUAUAGCUCAUGCCCUCCAUAGCAUUGUCUGUAAGGAAAAUACAUGUCACAAAAGCAUCAUAGUUGAUCCCCAUAAGGUUUUUGAUCAACUCAAACGGGUGAACUUUACUAAAAAUAAUUAUUCCGUUUCAUUUGACACCAAUGGAGACCCUGUGGCCACAUAUGAACUUGUGAACUGGCAACUUCAAGGAGACAGUUCAGUUGAUUUUGUGACAGUGGGUCAAUAUGAUGCAUCCAAGCCUAAAGGCCAAGAAUUUAGUCUGAGCAGAGCUAUCAUUUGGUAUAAUGGCAGUGAAAAGGUGCCUGUGUCUGUGUGCAGCGAGAGCUGUCUUCCAGGUAUGAGGAAGGCUGUGAAAAAAGGAAGACCUGUCUGCUGUUAUGACUGCAUUAACUGUGCAGAAGGAGAAAUCAGCAAUGAGACAGAUUCUUUAGAUUGUCACAAAUGCCUACCUGAGUAUUGGCCCAAUAAUGAGAAGGACAAGUGUCUUCCUAAACCAGUGGAGUUUCUCUCCUGGGAUGAGAUCCUUGGGAUUAUACUGGCUGCUUUCUCUAUUGCUGGUUCUUUAGUGGCUUUGAGCAUAAUUUUAGUGUUCUACAAAAACAGGACCUCUCCGAUAGUAAAAGCCAACAACUCAGAACUAAGCUUCCUGCUUCUACUCUCGUUAACUCUGUGUUUCCUCUGUUCACUUACUUUUAUUGGUCGGCCCACUGAGUGGUCCUGUAUGUUGCGUCACACAGCAUUUGGGAUAAUUUUUGUCCUCUGUAUCUCCUGUGUUCUAGGGAAAACAAUAGUGGUGUUAAUGGCCUUCAAGGCUACACUUCCAGGAAGUAAUGUCAUGAAAUGGUUUGGGCCUCCUCAACAGAGACUCAGUGUUUUGGGCUUCACUCUUGUACAGGUCCUUAUAUGUGUGCUUUGGUUAACAAUAUCCCCUCCUUUUCCUUACAACAAUAUGCAACACUACAAAGAAAAGAUUAUUCUAGAAUGCAAUUUAGGAUCAGCUAUAGGUUUCUGGGCUGUGCUGGGUUAUAUUGGACUGCUAGCUUUCCUUUGUUUUGUUUUAGCUUUUCUUGCCCGAAAGCUGCCUGAUAACUUCAAUGAGGCUAAAUUCAUCACAUUCAGUAUGCUCAUAUUCUGUGCUGUAUGGAUCACCUUUAUUCCCGCUUAUGUUAGCUCUCCAGGAAAAUUUACUGUAGCUGUGGAGAUAUUUGCUAUUUUAGCUUCAAGCUUUGGUCUGAUUCUCUGUAUUUUUGCUCCUAAGUGUUUCAUUAUUGUCUUCAGGCCAGAGCAGAAUACCAAAAAACACUUAAUGGGUAAAGUGCCAUCAAAAGCCCUCUGA